Molecule: messenger RNA, 4477 nt
Organism: Phacochoerus africanus (Common warthog)
Lineage: Eukaryota; Metazoa; Chordata; Mammalia; Artiodactyla; Suidae
Gene: TCHH
Product: trichohyalin
Exons: 8
Coding region: 26-4390 (1454 amino acids)
Biological process (GO): intermediate filament organization
Molecular function (GO): calcium ion binding; transition metal ion binding
Source: RefSeq, a predicted model, not a curated record
UUGAGCUUAAAGGAAGAAAAAAAAAAUGUCUCCACUUCUGAGAAGCAUCUUUGAUAUCACAAAAACUUUCAAUCAAUAUGCCUCACAUGAUUGUGAUGGGGCAGCACUAAGCAAGAAAGACCUGAAGAACCUCCUUGAGAGGGAAUUUGGAGAUGUCCUUCAGAGACCACACGACCCUGAAUCAGUAGAUCUGAUCCUGGAACUUCUGGAUCGCGACUGUAACGGGUUUGUCGAUUUCAAUGAGUUCCUCCUAUUCGUUUUCAAGGUGGCUCAAGCUUGUUAUUACGCUCUCAGCCAGGCCUCUGGGCUAAAAGAAAACGGAGCCAAGUGUGAGGGAAAGGGUAUCCGGUUACAGGAUCGCAGGAGGGAAGAGCAAAGGAGAUUCGAGCCCCGGGACAGACAGUUGGAAGAAGAACGUAGGCUGAAGAGGCAGGAACUGGAGGAGGAGUUCGCUGAGGAAGAGGAGCAGAAAGAGAACCAAGAGAGACGUGAACAGAGGCUGCAAAGACGAGAACGAGAAGAGCGUGGUGAGGAGGAAGAGCGGCAGCAUAGGCGCAAGAGUCGGGAGCCCGAGAAGUUUCUUGACCAAGAGCAAAGGCAAGAGAGGCAAGAGCAGCGGGAGCUACAGCGCCAACAGGAGGACCAGCAACAGUGGCAAAGACGAGAGCAGCGAGAUAGUCAGGAAGAAGAGCAGUUGCAAAAGCGGGGGAGCCAAGGGCUGAAGAGAGAGCGCUUGGAGGAAGAGCAGCAGCUGCAGCGGCAGAGGAGCGGGCGCGAGGAGCUGCGUUCAGAGCAGGAAAGGCGAGAGCAGCAGGAGCGGCGUGAGCUUCAAGAACUGAGGGAGCUGCGGCGCGAGGACCAGGAGAGGAGCGGGGAGGGGCUGCGAUGCGAGCAGCAGGAGAGGUGCGUGGAGCGGCUGCAGGAGAGGCAGAAGCAGGAGCUGAGGCGCGAGCAGCAGGAAACGCCGGAGCAGGAAGAGGCCGAUGAGCGGAGCGAGAGCCGCACCCUGAGAUGGCAGUGGCAGCUAGAAAGCGCAGCCGACGCCCGUCAGAGCAAAGUCUACUCCAGGCCCCGCAGGCAAGAGCAACAGAGGCACUACCAGGAACAAGAGGAAGAGAGGAGGUGGCGCCAGGAUCCCGAGCAGCGGCUGAGCCAGAAGGAGCGGGAGCUCCUGCAGGAGGAGGAAGAGCAGCGCCGCGACUUCAAAUGGCAGUGGCAGGCGGAGGAAGAGAGCAAGAGGCGCCACCAGAAGCUAUCGGCAAAGCAGCCACCUUUGCGGGAGCAGAGAAACAGGCAACUGAGGGCAGAGCGGCGCCAGGAGCCUGACAGAAGGUUCCGCGAAGAGGAACAGCUCCGUCAGGAAAGGGAUGAAGAACAAAAGUUCCGCGAAGAGGAACAGUUCCGUCAGGAAAGGGAUGAAGAACAGCGGCUUGGCCGCCAGGAGCGCGACAGAAAGUUCCGCGAAGACGAACAGCUCCGUCAGGAAAGGGAAGAACAGCGGCUUGGCCGCCAGGAGCGCGACAGAAGGCUCCGCGAAGAGGAACAGCUCCGUCAGGAAAGGGAUGAAGAACAGCGGCUUGGCCGCCAGGAGCGCGACAGAAGGCUCCGCGAAGAGGAACAGCUCCGCCAAGUAAGGGAUGAAGAGCAGCUGCGCCGCCAGGAGCGCGACAGAAAGUUCCGCGAAGAGGAACAGCUCCGUCAGGAAAGGGAUGAAGAACAGCGGCUUGGCCGCCAGGAGCGCGACAGAAAGUUCCGCGAAGACGAACAGCUCCGUCAGGAAAGGGAAGAACAGCGGCUUGGCCUCCAGGAGCGCGACAGAAGGCUCCGCGAAGAGGAACAGCUCCGCCAAGUAAGGGAUGAAGAGCAGCUGUGCCGCCAGGAGCGCGACAGAAAGUUCCAGGAUGAGGAACAGCUCCGCCAAGUAAGGGAUGAAGAGCAGCUGCGCCGCCAGGAGCCUGACAGAAGGUUCCGCGAAGAGGAACAGCUCCGUCAGGAAAGGGAAGAACAGCGGCUUGGCCGCCAGGAGCGCGACAGAAAGUUCCGCGAAGAGGAACAGCUCCGUCAGGAAAGGGAAGAACAGCGGCUUGGCCGCCAGGAGCGCGACAGAAGGCUCCGCGAAGAGGAACAGCUCCGUCAGGAAAGGGAUGAAGAACAGCGGCUUGGCCGCCAGGAGCGCGACAGAAGGCUCCGCGAAGAGGAACAGCUCCGCCAAGUAAGGGAUGAAGAGCAGCUGCGCCGCCAGGAGCGCGACAGAAAGUUCCGCGAAGAGGAACAGCUCCGUCAGGAAAGGGAUGAAGAACAGCGGCUUGGCCGUCAGGAGCGCGACAGAAAGUUCCGCGAAGAGGAACAGUUCCGUCAGGAAAGGGAUGAAGAACAGCGGCUUGGCCGCCAGGAGCGCGACAGAAAGUUCCGCGAAGACGAACAGCUCCGUCAGGAAAGGGAAGAACAGCGGCUUGGCCGCCAGGAGCGCGACAGAAGGCUCCGCGAAGAGGAACAGCUCCGUCAGGAAAGGGAUGAAGAACAGCGGCUUGGCCGCCAGGAGCGCGACAGAAGGCUCCGCGAAGAGGAACAGCUCCGUCAGGAAAGGGAUGAAGAACAGCGGCUUGGCCGCCAGGAGCGCGACAGAAAGUUCCGCGAAGACGAACAGCUCCUAAGGGAUGAAGAGCAGCUGUGCCGCCAGGAGCGCGACAGAAAGUUCCAGGAUGAGGAACAGCUCCGCCAAGUAAGGGAUGAAGAGCAGCUGCGCCGCCAGGAGCCUGACAGAAGGUUCCGCGAAGAGGAACAGCUCCGUCAGGAAAGGGAAGAACAGCGGCUUGGCCGCCAGGAGCGCGACAGAAAGUUCCGCGAAGAGGAACAGCUCCGUCAGGAAAGGGAAGAACAGCGGCUUGGCCGCCAGGAGCGCGACAGAAGGCUCCGCGAAGAGGAACAGCUCCGUCAGGAAAGGGAUGAAGAACAGCGGCUUGGCCGCCAGGAGCGCGACAGAAAGUUCCGCGAAGAGGAACAGCUCCGUCAGGAAAGGGAAGAACAGCGGCUUGGCCGCCAGGAGCGCGACAGAAGGCUCCGCGAAGAGGAACAGCUCCGUCAGGAAAGGGAUGAAGAACAGCGGCUUGGCCGCCAGGAGCGCGACAGAAAGUUCCGCGAAGACGAACAGCUCCGUCAGGAAAGGGAAGAACAGCGGCUUGGCCUCCAGGAGCGCGACAGAAGGCUCCGCGAAGAGGAACAGCUCCGCCAAGUAAGGGAUGAAGAGCAGCUGUGCCGCCAGGAGCGCGACAGAAAGUUCCAGGAUGAGGAACAGCUCCGCCAAGUAAGGGAUGAAGAGCAGCUGCGCCGCCAGGAGCCUGACAGAAGGUUCCGCGAAGAGGAACAGCUCCGUCAGGAAAGGGAAGAACAGCGGCUUGGCCGCCAGGAGCGCGACAGAAAGUUCCGCGAAGACGAACAGCUCCGUCAGGAAAGGGAUGAAGAGCAGCUGCGCCGCCAGGAGCGCGACAGAAGGUUCCGCGAAGAGGAACAGCUCCUAAGGGAUGAAGAGCAGCUGCGCCGCCAGGAGCGCGACAGAAGGUUCCGCGAAGAGGAACAGCUCCGUCAGGAAAGGGAUGAAGAACAGCGGCUUGGCCGCCAGGAGCGCGACAGAAGGCUCCGCGAAGAGGAACAGCUCCGCCAAGUAAGGGAUGAAGCGCAGCUGCGCCGCCAGGAGCGCGACAGAAGGCUCCGCGAAGAGGAACAGCUCCGCCAAGUAAGGGAUGAAGAGCAGCUGCGCCGCCAGGAGCGCGACAGAAAGUUCCGCGAAGAGGAACAGCUCCGUCAGGAAAGGGAUGAAGAACAGCGUCUUGGCCGCCAGGAGCGCGACAGAAAGUUCCGCGAAGAGGAACAGCUCCUAAGGGAUGAAGAGCAGCUGCGCCGCCAGGAGCGGGACAGAAAGUUCCGCGAAGAGGAACAGCUCCGUCAGGAAAGGGAUGAAGAACAGCGGCUUGGCCGCCAGGAGCGCGACAGAAGGCUCCGCGAAGAGGAACAGCUCCGUCAGGAAAGGGAAGAACAGCGGCUUGGCCGCCAGGAGCGCGACAGAAGGUUCCGCGAAGAGGAACAGCUCCGUCAGGAAAGGGAAGAACAGCGGCUUGAGGAACAGCUCCGCCAAGUAAGGGAUGAAGAGCAGCUGCGCCGCCAGGAGCGCGACAGAAGGUUCCGCGAAGAGGAACAGCUCCGUCAGGAAAGGGAAGAACAGCGGCGUCGUCAAGACCGCGACCUGCAGCAGAGCCGCGACCAGGUCUGGGAGGAAGACAAGGGGCGUCGACAGGUUCUGGAACCUGGCAAGGGUCAGUUUGCCAGUGCUCCGGUGCGCUCCAGCCCGCUCUACGAGUACAUCCAAGAGCAGAGAUCUCAAUACCGCCCUUAAGAGAUGCUGCCUAAUCCCGACACCUACCAAAGCUUUGAGCAAAGGAAAAUUAGAAACACUAAGUAUCAGAUGACUCAAAUGUUUCUG